Molecule: messenger RNA, 1620 nt
Organism: Stylonychia lemnae
Lineage: Eukaryota; Ciliophora; Spirotrichea; Sporadotrichida; Oxytrichidae
Source: the annotation of a GenBank genome assembly
AUGCUUUAGCAAAAUUACAUGAAUAGAGAGCCAAGCUAUGAACCAAGGAUAAUGUAAAAUAUGAGUUUGACUGACUCUUCUUCAAAUAUCGACUUUGAUCCGAUAUAAUUGCAGAUUGUUCAAAGCAUUCAUCCUCUUACAUCAAAAUCAAAUUCUUUUUCAAGAUCUAACUAGCAAAGUUCUUUCACUUUCUAAAAUACAACUUAGCAGCAACCACAGUAGACUUCAAUGUAAUAUUCGAUACUUAGUAAACCCAUUAAUAACAAAGAAAUGAGAGUUCUUCAAUAAUAGUUUGAAGAAUUUGAGCAUAUAACUUAAACCACUAAGCAUCUUGAGCAGUAGUUGACUAAAUUCAAGAAACUAGUAGAGUAAAAAAGAGAAUAUCUCAGAUAAAUGGAAAAGGAAGUCUCAAAUUAAUAAAAAGUUAAUGAGAAACGAGAAAAAAUUUAUAAGGAUGUUUAGUCAAAAUAGUAUUAAUAAGAUGAUAAAAUCAAGUUUAAAAAGCAAUAGUUUAAAAUGAGGUUGGAAUAGUAUGAGAAACGAAAAUCAUAGGUUCAGCAAGAAAGUGAAAAACUUCUAGAUUUAGAGAAAGAAUUAAGAGGCAAGAAAGAAAUUUAUGAUUAGUAAUUGUAAGAAUAUAAUAAAAGCAGAGAAACUUUUGAAAAUCAGAAAUAAUAGUAUAUUGAUAUAAAAGACACUAAGCAUAAAAAACUUUCAACAGAGUAGCAGCAAUUAAAACAUUAAUUAGCCAAACUCUAGGAUAAAAAUACUAACUUGGAAUAAAAACAGUAGCAACUUCAUUUUAAGCAGAAAAAUCUAGAUAUGAAUGACCUAGAUCUAAAAGAUUUAUAGUCUAAAAUCCAAGAAGAACAAGUUAAGCUUGAUACAAAGAGGAAAGAACUAUUGGAAUAGGAAAAAUAAGUGAAAUAAAAAAUGAAGGAUUUGCAGGGAUCAAAGGAAGUAGAGUUAUUAGCAAGUGAGGAGCUAAAGAAGACAGAGUGUCUCUUAUUUGAUAAAGAAAACAGAGAAUACGAGACAGAAACUAAAUACAAAGAUAUGAAGAAUGUGAUGCUUCACUUAAGGAGGGUAAUAGCAGAAAAAGAAGAUGAAGUGAGAUGUAAGAAAGAUGAAUCUAGCCGUAAGGAACGCUAAUUAGAGGAUGAGGAUGAUAGACUAAGGAGAGUUGAAGAGGAAAUAGAAGAUGAAAUAUCCUGUGCUCAUUAUUGUAUCAAUGAAUUGAAAAAGAAGAAAAGAGAGCUUGAAAGUAAGCAUGAAGAAGUCUAGCAAAGGGAAUAAAUAUUAAAAGAAAGAUUAAAGAUAGAGGGUAAGAUAGAACUUGAACUUGCUGGACUAGAAUUUAAUCAAGAGAGAUUGUCAAAACAAAGACAAGAUUACGAGAAGUAAUUCGAAAUAGAAAUGAAGAUUAUAAGAGAAAGAGAGGAAAGCUUAAGGUAAAAAGAUCUAGAAAUAAGGAAAAAGGAGUCCAAGCUUGCAGUAAGAAUGUCAAGCAAUUCUAUUAUCUAGGUCAGAGGUCUAUUCUAAGAUAUGGAUUAGUGGAGUGAUAUUGGUGGAGCACCAGCUGAUAUUGUAAAUAAUAAGGAAAAUGUCUAAUUUAAUUGA